AUGACUGUUGUACAGAGAGUGUCGGGUGAUCGAGGUAGCAGUGGGAACGGAAGGUGGUGUGAUGGAAACAACCAAUGGGGGCUGCAGAGUGUGGGAACAGAGCCUCCAAGGUUUGCCUCUAAAGGACAAGAAUAUGAGGCAUUAGAGGGCGACACGUUGCUUCUACCCUGCUCGGUGGAAAAUCUCGGAUCGCACGUCCUGCUGUGGCGCAAAGGUAACCUGAUCCUGACCGCCGCCAAGCUGAUGGUCGCCCGGGACUCCCGCCUGUCGCUCCUACAGGACCGGGACUACGACCUCAGGAUUGCCAACAUCACAGCCAAGGACGCGGGGCAGUACAUAUGCCAAAUAGCAGACAUCUCGUCACAGGACCAGGUCCACAAGGUCUCCGUGCUAGCUCCGCCCAGGAUUGUGUCCACUGCUGCCAACAGUCAACUGACAGCCAGAAAGGGCAGUUCCGUCACUCUGACCUGCUCUGCCACAGGGAACCCUCAGCCCACCGUGCUCUGGUCUAAGAAGGACAGUGGCCAUCUCUACAAACCUGGGUCUACGGUAACACUAGACAGGGUAGAUCGUCACCACGCAGGAGUGUAUCAGUGUACAGCGACCAAUGGUGUGGGACCACCUGCAGUUCUGGACGUACGGCUAGAUGUGUUACAUCCCCCUGAAAUAGAAGUGGAGCAAGGGUGGGUGAACACGGCGGAGGGAAGCCAAGUAAAGCUUGUCUGCACGGUUUACGGAAACCCAACUCCCAAUUUACUGUGGUACCACGAGGGUGCUCUAGUCGUGGCCACGAAGAGGUACUCUACAGAUACAGUAAACAACAGACACUCUCUAUCACUAGCGCCAGUGCUGAGACAAGACUUUGGAAACUUCAGCUGUGUUGCAGAGAACCCACUUGGUCGCUCAAAACACACUAUCCAGCUUUCCGGUAAGCCGGGCAAACUGAGGGUCGUCAGCUCACCAUACAGCUCUUCAUCUCACAGUUACAACUUUGUUUGGAGAGUGGACAGUGCCUCACCGCUCGAGGAGUGCAGAGUUCUUUACAGGAAAAUAAUGAUCAACGACUCCCAUCAGCAGGUUGGACCCUGGCUGGAGACUAGGUUUCGUCCUCCGUCGUCCUCCACCCUCAGUCUCCUGCUCGGCGACCUACAGCCGUCCUCGGUCUACCAGGGUCAGACCCAGGUUCGCAAUCGCUACGGUUGGAGUGAUAUGUCCGAGCCAUUCCAGUUCUAUACAAGGGGGGACACUCACGACCUCUUUGAAAACAACGUAGAACACCUGUCAUCCCCAUCAGCUUCCGUACAUCGAAGAGGCUUUACGCUGAGUCUGGCGAUUUUUCACCUCUUUUUACAAUUUAUAUAACACGUAUUUUAACUUUGUAACAUUGCCUAAGUUUUCAUGUAUAAGAUAACUGUUGAUCUAUUUAAAAGCUGUGUUAUGUAAA
Messenger RNA from Macrosteles quadrilineatus (aster leafhopper), 1444 nucleotides. Its product is annotated as MAM domain-containing glycosylphosphatidylinositol anchor protein 1-like. Gene Ontology annotation, cellular component: neuron projection. The transcript has 10 exons. The coding region runs from base 1 to 1362 and encodes 453 amino acids. The record is from RefSeq and is a predicted model, not a curated record. Gene Ontology annotation, molecular function: protein binding. Lineage: Eukaryota; Metazoa; Arthropoda; Insecta; Hemiptera; Cicadellidae.